ACCUCCAAAAUAAAAAUAUUAUCACAGGGAAAGAGAGGAAGUAAGGAUUUUGCAGAGGGAGAACUAGGUUAGGGUUUUGCCAUGGAUAGUGGAGGCGUAGCACCACAGCUGUCAGAGGAGGCAACUCAUCAUCUGCAACAAGGCAUAGUAAUGCUUCUGUCGCAGUGGUCUGCUCUCCAGAUGGCCGUCCAUAACGAGUGGGGUGGUCGUCAGUCUAGCCAGCUUGCCGACCAACUCGCCCUCGACAUCUUCUCCUGGUUCACACACUCCAGGGAGCCGCUUUACAUUGAUGAUUUGGAAAAUAUACUUGAUGAAGCUAUGCUUUCGCUCAACACCAUGACUGAGGACGGCAGCAUUGAGGAGGUAGCUGAAAAAAUAAUGACUAUGCAUGAAGAAUGUUUGGAAGGUAAUUAUCAGUCAAUUGAAAAACUAAGGGAAGCCGGUUCCCGGCCAGCUGUUCAUCAUAUUAGACAGGCUGUUAAUGAGGACAAUGAUGAUGAUGAUGAUGAUGACGAUGACGACGACAAUGAUGAGAACAUGGGGAAUGAUAAUUCAUCAAACAUGAUUGUGGAUGCCCCAGAAGCCCCCCCACCAAAUUUAAAUCCAGCAGAGAUGCCGGUAGAGGAGCCAAGGGCCUCAAACCCAAAGGUUGCUGAAGCAGAUGAUGGAUGGGUGGUAGUUGCCUCCAAGCGGAAUAGGGGUAAAAGGAACUGAGUUUCCCAUGCCCCGUGGCCUUUUAUAUUUAGUAUAUUUUUUCCCUUGUUUUUUUUACCCUUUUUAUUUUCCCAUUGUGUAUUAUCUAAAUUCUAUGCCCUGCGGUGUGCUAUUUUUGUUAAGCUUUAUACAAGCCAGUUUUGAAACAAACACUUUUUUUUUUUUUUUUUUUUUUUGUAGUUUUCUUUUUUACCCUGUUCCUCAAAUGGGGAUCCAAAAUCAGGAGAUAUGACUUUCACUGCUCUGAGCUUUAUGAUGAACAUAUUAAACUUACUUGAGAA
Molecule: messenger RNA, 995 nt
Organism: Vitis riparia (riverbank grape)
Lineage: Eukaryota; Viridiplantae; Streptophyta; Magnoliopsida; Vitales; Vitaceae
Product: pre-rRNA-processing protein TSR2 homolog
Exons: 4
Coding region: 82-714 (210 amino acids)
Biological process (GO): maturation of SSU-rRNA from tricistronic rRNA transcript (SSU-rRNA, 5.8S rRNA, LSU-rRNA)
Cellular component (GO): nucleus
Source: RefSeq, a predicted model, not a curated record